Molecule: messenger RNA, 4329 nt
Organism: Zalophus californianus (California sea lion)
Lineage: Eukaryota; Metazoa; Chordata; Mammalia; Carnivora; Otariidae
Gene: MAPK7
Product: mitogen-activated protein kinase 7
Exons: 7
Coding region: 1563-4007 (814 amino acids)
Biological process (GO): cell surface receptor signaling pathway; protein phosphorylation; intracellular signal transduction
Cellular component (GO): nucleus; cytoplasm
Molecular function (GO): ATP binding; MAP kinase activity
Source: RefSeq, a predicted model, not a curated record
UUCCAUUUUAACGUAUGAUCCCAAUAAACCUCUAAAAACUCAGUGCCCGCCCCAAAAAGUAUGGGAAAGGGUUACCAAAAAGAAACUGUCACCAUUAGAACAGAGAAGGAGCUUCUGGGCAGCUGAUAAUUUAUCCGAAUUCAGUACAACUGGUGUUGAAUUUGCGAAAACUGAUGAACUAUAUAUACACUUAGGUCUAACUUUCUGCAUGUGAAAAGUAAACAAAAACACAACAAAAUACACAAAACAAAACAUACACAAAAUUUUUUAAAAAGUGUGUGGGCUUGCCAAAAUUCAUUUCUGGUCUGGAUCCGCUUUUCAGCCCCUAGCUUGUGAUGUAAGGAAUAGACGGACCCUCGAGCUGGCGCUCAGAGUCUACUGGGUUCCAUCCACCGGUCAUUAUUCCAGGGCAAAGGAAGAACUUGCAGAGCCUGCGUCUCCGUACCUUUGCCUACUCGUUUCCCCUGCUCCAGAGCCCUUCCUUCUCUUGUCACUUGGUGAAAACUGCCACCUUUGGAGUCCCAACUGCAAACGCUCUUCCUUACCGGCACGACCUCGAGCUCCCUGCUGAAAACCUUUCCUCCCCACCAGGUUCUUACUGCCUCCCCGUGUCACCGCUGCCUCCUCAGCACUGGGCUUUUUAAGGGAUGGUGCUCGAUAAAUAUUUGCUCUAUGAAUGGACUACAGGGCUCUGGACUGGGACACAGCCACCAAGUGGAGGGAACACGCCGGAGGCCUGGAAAACCCGAGCAGAGGCCCAGGGCCGCCGGAAGCUGUGCGGAGGACCAGCCACCGGAAGUCAGUGGCGGCUUCAGGCCGGACGCUCUAGAAUCGCGGAGGUUCAGGGUCUCUGUGGUUGGACGCCUCGGAUCCGUCUACUUGGGGUGGCGUAUUACCAGAGCCGGGCUCCCGGGACCGAUCGGGAAAAUAAGGGGGUGGUGCAUUAAUUCCUCGGGCGAUGGGGACUGACAGGAGAACAGGGGCCUGAAGGAGGGGGAUUUCAUGAGCCAGCCGACAAGGUAACAGAUCCACGCACCUGAGCCCUUCCAAACUCCCGGGACCAGCUGCAGUCAAACCCGUGGAUGGCGGUGCGCAAGCACGCACGGGGGCGUUGCCUUCCAUUCGCGCGGCGCCUGGGACAGCUAGCGCGCAUGCGUCAGAAGACUGCGCGGGGCGGAGAGCCUGCAGAGCUCGGAGCGCCCUUUGGGCGGCUCCCGCGGGCGAGCUGGAAAGCGGCGCGCGCGCGGAAGCGCGCGCGCGCGGAGGCGCGGCUUCCUCUGCAGGUGGUCUCGGAUUGGACGCAGCAAGUCGAAGGGGUGGGAACCUCCGCAGAGACCGCCCAGCGAUUGGCCAGAGGCUGGAAGGAGCGUGGUCUUGGGAGGCGGGGCGGGGGAACCGGCGGGGUAGAGCGCGACGCUGAGGUGGUGGCGGCGGCCUUGAACAAGUGAGCGAGCGACGCUUGGAGUGCCCCUCCCCUGGGGACGGGAGCCCGGGGAGGCGGGGAGCGCCGGCGACCUCCGAAGGCCCGGAGGAGGCGUCGGAGUGAGGCGCCAUUCGACGCCAUGGCUGAACCCCUGAAGGAGGAAGAAGGCGAGGACGGCUCUGCGGAGCCCCCCGGGUCGGUGAAGGCGGAACCCACCAACACCGCUGCCUGUGUAGCGGCCAAGAACCUGGCCCUGCUCAAAGCCCGCUCCUUCGACGUGACCUUUGACGUGGGGGACGAGUACGAGAUCAUCGAGACCAUAGGCAACGGGGCCUAUGGCGUGGUGUCCUCUGCGCGCCGCCGUCUCACUGGCCAGCAGGUGGCCAUUAAGAAGAUCCCUAACGCUUUUGAUGUGGUCACCAACGCCAAGCGGACCCUCAGGGAGCUGAAGAUCCUCAAACACUUCAAGCAUGACAACAUCAUUGCCAUCAAGGACAUCUUGAGGCCCACUGUGCCCUAUGGCGAGUUCAAAUCUGUCUAUGUGGUCCUGGACCUGAUGGAGAGCGACCUGCACCAGAUCAUCCACUCCUCCCAGCCACUCACUCUGGAGCACGUGCGCUACUUCCUGUACCAGCUGCUCCGGGGCCUCAAGUACAUGCACUCGGCUCAGGUCAUUCACCGCGACCUCAAGCCCUCCAACCUGUUGGUGAAUGAGAAUUGUGAGCUCAAGAUUGGUGACUUUGGCAUGGCCCGUGGCCUGUGCACCUCGCCUGCUGAGCACCAGUACUUCAUGACUGAGUACGUGGCCACACGCUGGUACCGUGCUCCUGAGCUCAUGCUCUCGCUGCAUGAGUACACGCAGGCCAUCGACCUGUGGUCUGUGGGCUGCAUCUUCGGUGAGAUGCUGGCCCGGCGCCAACUCUUCCCAGGCAAAAAUUAUGUACACCAACUGCAGCUGAUCAUGAUGGUGCUGGGCACCCCAUCGCCGGCUGUGAUCCAGGCUGUGGGGGCAGAGAGGGUGCGGGCCUACAUCCAGAGCCUGCCACCCCGUCAGCCUGUGCCCUGGGAGACAGUGUACCCAGGUGCUGACCGCCAGGCCCUGUCCCUGCUGGGGCGCAUGUUGCGUUUCGAGCCCAGCGCCCGCAUCUCCGCAGCUGCUGCCCUUCGCCACCCCUUCCUGGCCAAGUACCACGACCCUGACGAUGAGCCUGACUGUGCCCCGCCUUUUGAUUUUGCCUUUGACCGUGAAGCGCUCACUCGGGAGCGCAUUAAAGAGGCCAUAGUGGCUGAGAUUGAAGACUUCCACGCACGGCGUGAGGGCAUCCGCCAGCAGAUCCGCUUCCAGCCUUCCCUGCAGCCCGUGGCCAGUGAGCCUGGCUGCCCUGACGUUGAGAUGCCCAGUCCCUGGGCUCCCAGUGGGGACUGUGCCAUGGAGUCACCUCCGCCAGCUCCACCACCGUGUCCCGGCCCUGCACCCGACACCAUUGACCUGACCCUGCAGCCGCCCCUGCCAGCCAGUGAACCAGCCCCUCCAAAGAAGGAGGGUGCCAUCUCAGACAACACCAAGGCGGCCCUCAAAGCUGCCCUGCUCAAGUCCUUGCGGAGCCGGCUCAGAGAUGGCCCCAGCGCUCCUCUGGAAGCUCCUGAGCCUCGGAAGCCAGUGACCGCCCAGGAGCGCCAGCGGGAGCGGGAGGAGAAGCGGCGGAGGCGGCAGGAGCGAGCCAAGGAGCGGGAGAAGCGGCGGCAGGAGCGAGAGCGCAAGGAGCGGGGGGCCGGGACCUCUGGGGGCCCUUCCACCGAUCCCCUGGCUGGGCUGGUGCUCAGUGACAAUGAUCGCAGCCUGCUGGAGCGCUGGACUCGCAUGGCCCGGCCCCCAGCUCCCACGCCAGCCCCAGCGCCAGCCCCAACCCCAGCCCCAGCACCAGCCCAUGCCCCGGUCCCAACGCCCAGCCCAGCCCAGCCCAGCAGUCCUCCUGCUGGCCCCCCAGCACAACCUGUAGGCUCCACCCCUGGUCCUGCACCGCAGCCUGCCUGCCCACCCCCUGGCCCCACUCCCCACCCAGCCAGCCCUCCUGGGCCCGUCCCUGGCCCUCCUCCACUCCAGACUGCCACCUCUAGCCUCCUGGCCCCCCAGUCGCUUGUGCCACUCCCCGGGGUGCCUGGCCCCAGUGCUGUCGGUGUUCUGCCUUACUUCCCCUCUGGCCCACCCCCUCCGGACCCCGGAGGGGCCCCUCAACCCUCCACCUCAGAAUCACCCGACGUGAACCUGGUGACUCAGCAGCUGUCCAAGUCACAGGUGGAGGACCCCCUGCCCCCGGUCUUCUCGGGCACUCCAAAGGGCAGUGGGGCCGGCUAUGGUGUUGGCUUCGACCUGGAGGAGUUCCUAAACCAGUCUUUUGACAUGGGCGUGGCUGACGGGCCACAGGAUGGCCAGGCCGACUCAGCCUCCCUCUCGGCUUCCCUGCUUGCUGACUGGCUGGAGGGCCACGGCAUGAACCCUGCCGACAUUGAGUCCCUGCAGCGUGAGAUCCAGAUGGACUCCCCGAUGCUGCUGGCUGACCUGCCGGACCUCCAGGAGCCCUGAGGCCCACAGCCUGUGCCUUGCUGCCAGGGGCAGACCCAGCUACAAGACUCACAGGAACAUUUGCAAGGGCUGGAGCCCUGGGCCCAGGAGGGGAAAGCUCAGCUUCGAUGAUUCUGCAGGUUCAUCUCAGACACACUCUGCAGCCUUAAGCAGCCACCUGAGCCACCGCCAAGUCAUGGCAGGAUCAGGAGAUCUCUACUCCCUGAGCGAUCCUUUUCAGUAUUGUAUUUUUUUUAUUAUUAUUAUUGUUAUUAUAUUAAUAUUGUGACACGAUCUUUUUGCCAUCCAGAUGAGGCCUGUGAAAUACAAGGUUUCCUUUAGU